Messenger RNA from Enhydra lutris kenyoni (northern sea otter), 2708 nucleotides. Its product is annotated as stathmin 3. Gene Ontology annotation, cellular component: neuron projection; cytoplasm. The transcript is spliced from 6 exons. The coding region runs from base 1845 to 2339 and encodes 164 amino acids. The record is from RefSeq and is a predicted model, not a curated record. Gene Ontology annotation, molecular function: tubulin binding. Gene Ontology annotation, biological process: regulation of microtubule polymerization or depolymerization; neuron projection development; microtubule depolymerization. Lineage: Eukaryota; Metazoa; Chordata; Mammalia; Carnivora; Mustelidae.
AGGGCCCGCGCGCUCGGUUCCGGGCCGCACCCCGCCCCUCCCGCGGACCCGGAGCCCGCGGGCGGAAACCCGAGCUGCGAGCCGUCUCCUCCCCCGACGCGGCGGCCGCGGGAGCCUGCGAUCCACGCCCCGCCCCGGGCCAGGUCCCCGGGUUGCCCAGACGACGGCGCAAGCCUGCGGGGGCGGUUCCCGGGGUUCCCGUUCCGCCUCCCCCGCGAAUGGCUGCUCGGCCGGCGAGCGGCCGCGCCCUUCCCGCCCCGCCGGCCGUCCGCCCGGCGUCCCGCGUCCAGCGUCUGCGCCGCUCCCGAGGGCGGUGCCCGUCUAGAGGACCCCGGCGCAGCCGGCCCGACCCCGUGCCCUGUCUGCUGCGCGUGCGAGGGGGACCCGGGCUGGCCGGCGGCCUCCUCACUGCCCGCGCCGCUGGAGACCGGGUCUGUCGCAGACCCGGCGAGCCCAGCCGGCCACACGCUUGCUGAGGGCCGGCUGCUCCGGCGCCAGCGUGCAGGCGUGGACACGCUUGUCCCCCGAAUGGCCCCGAGAUGCGUCCUCUCACCGUCCCCACUUCACAAAAGGACGGGUGGGUGGCCAGCGGCCUUCCCAAAGCCAGGAGUUGCGCCCCUCGCCUCCCCGGCAGCCGCCUUCUAAGAGCACAGAAGGCCGAGGAAGAUAAGGCAGGACCCAGAGACUGGGGGCCACUGGGGUCAGAGCCGGAGCUGAGGUCCCCGAGUGGCGCAGCUGAGGCACGCGCUGCCUGGCCACCCUCACGCGUGGGACGGCCCAGCCUGCCAUAAAUUCUAGCUUAUAAAGGCCACGUACUGAGCCUAAGUGUGAAAGGUGAGAGGAAGUGGACACCGAGGCUGGCCAUAAGCAGCCCCGCUCAGCAGACACAGAGAUCUCGGUGGAGUCAACAAAUCCGGAUUGAGUCUGUUCUUGCAGGUCUGUGGGUUACCUGUGGUGGGGCAGGCACUGUGUGGGCCACACAACAGAUGUCAACCAGCCCCAGGCCCGCCCUGUGCGCCCCCGGAUGUUCACAUCUGCUGGGCCUGCUCCAGCUGGAUUCUGACCGUGUCUGGCCCCUUUCUGGGCCUCCCUCACCCCUCUGCAGGCUCCUGAGGUUUCCCAGUUUUACUCUUGGCCCAAGGACUUAGUUGCUUACGGGGCAAGCGUUUCUCUUGACCUCUGUGGCUCUGUCCCUUAAAUGGAAAUGACACUCUAUCCAUUUCACUUCCCAAGGCCAGAGUGAGACGAGAGGGUCACUGCAGGAAAAGGGCCCACCAUCUGCAAAGCUCUCCCAUGGGGGAUAUCAACCUGAUCUCUAGGCCCAGAGAGGAGGGAGUCAUGACCCCCGCACACUCAUCAACUGUAUCUCUCUUCACCUGGAGACUGGCGUCAUGGCUGUAUCUUACCCACGAGAAACAGAGCCACCGAGAAGUCAGAAACACGCUCCCAAUCGCACAGCAAAAUUGACUCGUUCUUUGGGGUGCUCCUUGGAGGCCUUCCCGACCAGUUCCUACCCUCCUGUCUAUGACAUGCUUUCCCCUCAGCAUGGACCUGGACACACAGAACACACCUCCCAGGCUUCAGAGGCUUUAAUGAAGAGCUCUCCAGCCCCAGCCUGAUGUGGGGGCCUCUCCUCUCCUGCCGUGCCGGCCCUGGGGAAUGGGGCAUGUCUCCCCAUACCCCCAAGCCUGCACAAAGCCAAACUGGGGCAGCGAGUCCAAGAGCACUGCAGCAUUCGCGACUGCAGCUCCAGCCGCCGCCGCCCGAGCCUCCUAGGCCUCCUGCAGCAGCCGCCGCCGCCCGAGCCUCCUAGGCCUCCCGCAGCAGCCGCCGCCGCCAGCACCAUGGCCAGCACCCUGUCCGCCUACAAGGAGAAGAUGAAGGAACUGUCAGUGCUGUCACUCAUCUGCUCCUGUUUCUACUCACAGCCGCACCCCAACACCAUCUACCAGUAUGGGGACAUGGAGGUGAAGCAGCUGGACAAGAGGGCCUCUGGCCAGAGCUUCGAGGUCAUCCUCAAGUCCCCUUCUGACCUGUCCCCCGAGAGCCCAGUGCUCUCCUCUCCCCCCAAGAGGAAGGACACCUCCCUGGAGGAGCUGCAGAAGCGGCUGGAAGCAGCUGAGGAACGAAGGAAGGCUCCAGGCGCCCCCUCCUCCAGUAGGGUGGGCAGUGCAGCAGCACCGGCUGUCCCAGUCUCUUCGCUCCAGCAGCCCUGGGGACCCUCCCACCGCCCCCACACCUCAGGGAACUCAGGACCCAGUGCGGAUCAAGCACCUACUUUGUGCUCAGCGGGCAGACGUUCGAGGAGGAGGCCGUGCGGGUUCCGUGACGGCCCCUAAGUUUUGAAUUUGCUCCUCCAACAUUCCCUGAGCGCACCCCGGGCUUGGGGGGCGGGGCGGCGAGAGCCUGUCUCGCUGCCGGGCGCCCUCCGCCUAGCAGGAGGGUCGGCUCCGCCGGCCGAGGACGGACGGAAAGGGUGAGCAGCUUCCGGUGUGUCUGGGGCUGGGGGUUCUCCGGGCGCGCCCGCGGAUCUUGCGGGGCCGAAGGCCAGAAGUCCAGGCAAACCGAGACCCGGUGAACACCCUGGCCGUCGGCGGGGCCGUGGAGACCUGAGCUCCCGGAGGGCGCGCGUCCGGCGGGCAGCAGGGCAGGGUGACGGGCACUGGGCGGAGCCCUGACCGCGCGCGGGGAGGCCGGGCCGGCCGGGG